AUGUGGAAAAACCAUAUUUCCUCAAGGAACACUACACCGCUGCCCCGCCCACCUCCUGGUAUGACCAACCCCAAACCGUCAUCUCUCUGGAGCAGCACAGCACCCCGAUCAGUCAGGGGGUGGGGGACACAGGACUCGCGGCUUGCCUCGGCCUCUACCUGGAGUGAUGGUGGUUCAGUCCGUCCCAGUUACUGGCUGGUUCUUCACAAUCUCACUCCACAGAUUGAUGGGUCAACAUUGAGAACCAUCUGCAUGCAACAUGGCCCACUGCUUACAUUCCAUCUGAACCUAACCCAGGGCACCGCCCUGAUCCGAUACAGCACCAAACAGGAGGCGGCCAAGGCCCAGACCGCACUGCACAUGUGUGUGUUGGGAAACACUACCAUCCUGGCUGAGUUUGCCACCGAUGACGAAGUUAGCCGCUUUCUGGCACAAGCUCAGCUCCCUACACCUGCAGCAACCCCAAGUGCACCCGCCACAGGUUGGCAGUCGCUGGAGACCGGCCAGACCCAGUCAGAUCCCAUCGGACCGGCUCUGAAUCUUUUCGGUGGGUCCACAGGGCUCGGGCAGUGGAGCAGCAGCGCUGGUGGCAGCAGCGGGGCCUAUCUUGCUGGAGCUUCGUUGUGGGGGCCCCCAAACUACUCUUCUAGCUUGUGGGGAGUCCCAGCUGUGGAAGAUCCCCAUAGGAUGGGCAGCCCUGCUCCCUUACUACCUGGUGACCCUGGAGGAGGGUCGGAUUCAAUCUGA
Molecule: messenger RNA, 747 nt
Organism: Lontra canadensis (Northern American river otter)
Lineage: Eukaryota; Metazoa; Chordata; Mammalia; Carnivora; Mustelidae
Product: trinucleotide repeat-containing gene 6B protein-like
Biological process (GO): miRNA-mediated post-transcriptional gene silencing; positive regulation of nuclear-transcribed mRNA poly(A) tail shortening
Cellular component (GO): nucleoplasm; P-body
Molecular function (GO): RNA binding
Source: RefSeq, a predicted model, not a curated record